Molecule: messenger RNA, 1786 nt
Organism: Hippocampus comes (tiger tail seahorse)
Lineage: Eukaryota; Metazoa; Chordata; Actinopteri; Syngnathiformes; Syngnathidae
Gene: cdc37
Product: cell division cycle 37 homolog (S. cerevisiae)
Exons: 8
Coding region: 237-1367 (376 amino acids)
Biological process (GO): protein folding; protein stabilization
Cellular component (GO): cytoplasm
Molecular function (GO): protein-folding chaperone binding; protein kinase binding; heat shock protein binding
Source: RefSeq, a predicted model, not a curated record
CAGUACUUUCUAGAAUUUCUCGGCAGGGUAACGUUAGCUUCUCUAGCUCAGUUUUUGGUCUAUUCAGUGGAGGCAAAAACGACGGCGCUUUGAAAUCAAGCUUACUUCAUUAUUUAAGUUCUUUCACCCCGAUUUAUGAUCAUCAGCUCAACUUAGAUUCAUUUGGCCUUCGCUGUUUCGGCGGGUCCUACUAGCCUCCUAAAGCUAAACGCUACCUGCCUUGAGAUUUUUCUAUCAUGUCCAGAAUAGACUACAGCGUGUGGAACCACAUUGAGGUGUCGGACGACGAAGAUGACACCCACCCAAACAUCGACACACCGAGCCUCUUCAGGUGGAGACACCAGGCCCGUGUGGAGCGAAUGGAAGAAUUCCAGCAAAAGACAAAAGACCUCAGCAAGGGACUCACCGAGUGCCGUCGCAAAGUGUCGGAAGUCCAAAAGAAAAUCCAGGAGCUGAGCCUGUCGGUGACGGACGAAAGCAAGGCCGACCUGAGCAAAGCGCAAACGGAGGAGAAGAAACUGAUGAAGGAGCAGCGCGACUGGGAGAGGAAGCUGGAAGAUCACUCCCGGGAAGAGAAAAAGAUGCCAUGGAACGUGGACACCCUCAGCAAAGAAGGCUUCAGCAAGAGUGUCGUGAACAUCAAGCCCGAAGUGCUGGAGGAGUCCGAAGAGGACAAAGAGAAGAAGCAUAAGACCUUUGUCGAAAAAUAUGAGAAGCAGAUCAAACACUUUGGCAUGCUGCGGCGCUGGGAUGACAGCCAGAAGUAUUUGUCUGACAACCCUCAUCUAGUGUGCGAGGAGACGGCCAACUACCUGGUCAUUAUGUGCAUUGACCUUGAAGUGGAGGAGAAACACGCGUUGUUGGAUCAAGUGGCUCAUCAGACCAUCGUCAUGCAGUUCAUUCUGGAGUUGGCAAAAACCCUCAAAGUGGACCCCCGAGGAUGCUAUCGUCAGUUUUUUGCCAAAAUCAAGACGUCAGAUCAGCAGUAUCGCGAUGCGUUCAAUGACGAGAUGGAGUCUUUCAAGGAGCGCGUGCGCGGUCGGGCCAAGAUCCGGAUCGAGAAGGCCAUGAAGGAGUACGAGGAAGAGGAGCGACAGAAGCGCUUAGGACCGGGGGGGCUCGAUCCUGUUGAUGUGUAUGAGACGCUACCAGAGGAGAUGCAAAAAUGCUUUGACGACAAGAACAUCCAAAUGUUGCAAGAUGUUAUUAGCAAGAUGGAUCCAACGGAGGCUAAGUUGCACAUGAAGCGCUGCAUCGACUCUGGACUUUGGGUGCCCAACUCCAAGCCGGAUGAAGGCGACAAGAACGACGAAGACGCCACCUACGAGGAUGCUAAAGAGGAGACCGAAGAAGCCAAAAAGGACUGACCAUCAGGGAGCACGUUUGCCAUUUGACUUCAUUAACCCCCGCUGCAAACUCAUGGCCAACUCCAUUAGGUGUGCGACUAGUUUGCCUCGUGGGUAAAACAUUGAGCUAGAUACACAUAGCGAGCUUACCAGUAAAGGAUUUGGCUGCCCUGCAACUCCUCUAUUCUUGAUGAAUUUUGGUUGGGGAAAUAAUCACAGCAUGUCUAUUGUGUUCUUUUUCUUUGAUAUAAUACUUGGACACCAAAAUUAUUCUGUACACUUGAGUAUUAUUGUUUUCUCUCAUUUCCCCUUCAAACACGUGUGUUUGUUUUUAGAUGUUGAGCCCGGUUGUACCACCAAUUUUCUAUAAACUUGUUCAAAGUGGACCCAACUUCUUGAGGUUCUUGUUGAAUAAAGCAAACGGAUUUUUUAUCUCCCAA